This is a messenger RNA of Saccostrea echinata, 5180 nucleotides long. RefSeq names its product serine/threonine-protein kinase SIK1-like. Gene Ontology annotation, cellular component: cytoplasm. Gene Ontology annotation, biological process: microtubule cytoskeleton organization; intracellular signal transduction; protein phosphorylation. The record is from RefSeq and is a predicted model, not a curated record. Bases 175 to 3129 code for a protein of 984 amino acids. Gene Ontology annotation, molecular function: tau-protein kinase activity; ATP binding; protein serine/threonine kinase activity. NCBI's taxonomy places the organism in Eukaryota, Metazoa, Mollusca, Bivalvia, Ostreida, Ostreidae. The transcript has 8 exons.
ACUAGUCAAUAUCUUGCCCGAGGUUUGACGUCACAAUUAACGUCAUAAACCGGGUCGCACUAAAACUCCGCCAUGAAAACAAGAAAGAAAAGACCAUUUGACUUUUGGAAAGGUGUUUUAAAGUUGUCGGAAGUUGGAAAGGGUUACAAGGAUUUUAAAUUUUAACUAUAAACAAUGGUCAUGGCGGAUAGACCAACGAAGACCCCAGUUCGGGUGGGAUUUUACGAUAUUGAAAGAACAAUUGGGAAAGGAAACUUUGCAGUAGUGAAGUUAGGCAGGCAUAGGAUUACCAAAACAGAGGUUGCCAUAAAAAUCAUAGAUAAGACCCAUUUAGAUGAAAACAACUUAAAGAAGAUAUACAGGGAAGUGAAUAUAAUGAAACUGCUGAACCAUCCUAACAUUGUCAAACUCUACCAGGUGAUGGAGACCAAAAACAUGUUGUACCUUGUAUCAGAGUAUGCUCCAAAUGGGGAAAUAUUUGAUUACAUUCGUACACAUGGUCGAAUGACAGAGCCAGAAGCCAGGAAGAAGUUUUGGCAGAUCUUGUUAGCGGUGGAAUACUGUCACAACCGCCAUGUUGUUCAUCGAGACCUGAAGGCAGAGAAUCUUCUCAUGGAUGCCAACAUGAAUAUUAAGAUUGCUGACUUUGGGUUUGGAAAUUUCUUUACAACAAAUGAACACCUGGCAACAUUCUGUGGCAGUCCCCCCUACGCAGCGCCGGAAGUGUUCGAGGGAAAGAAAUACCUAGGACCUCAGAUAGACAUCUGGAGUUUAGGAGUGGUGCUGUAUGUCCUUGUUUGUGGGGCCUUGCCUUUUGAUGGGUCCAAUCUACAGAUGUUGAGAGACAGAGUCCUACAGGGCAGAUUUAGAAUCCCAUUCUUCAUGACAGAAGCUUGUGAGAAGUUGAUAAGGAAGAUGUUAGUACUAGACCCAUCCAAAAGAUAUACUAUCAACAUGAUCAAGAAACACCCAUGGAUGCAGGAGGAUGGGGGAGCUCCAAAACAGGCCCCACCCAGCCCUGUGAUUGGUCAGAAUGCAAAGAUGGGAGAAUAUAAUGAACAGAUACUUCGACUCAUGCAGGGAAUGAAGAUUGAUAGGAAUAAAACAAUUGAGGCACUACAAAAGGACGCCUAUGAUCAUUACACAGCCAUAUACUACCUUUUAGUAGAACGAUUAAGGCAACACCGCAGCAGUUUUCCUCCCGAGACUCGAAUCGAUAUACGUAAAAGACGGCCUAGCACGAUAGCGGAUCAGGCCAUGAUGCACAUGAACUCUAGUCAAGCAACCCCAGCUCAGGGGCAGCAACGCACAGCAUUAGUCAACGUGAAACAAGGCAAUUCAAUGUUCAGCCACACAACGGACUGUGUGACAAGUACCAGUGCUAACACUAGUAACUUAUACCAAUUAUUUAACGACAGUGACGUUCAGACGCCCUGUGGUGUGACAGGGUGUCUACCUGACAUUAUGCCUAGCCCUGUCAAACCCCCCAUCCCCUCUAAUAAUCUUCACAUGAUUACCACCUCCAUAGAUGAGGGGGUGGAGGCAGAUAUGACAGACUCCGAGAGUGAGAGUGGAAGUAAUGGUAAAAAUAAUGUUCAAUUCGUCAGGGAUGGGUACGGCAUAGGAUUAAUUCCCAGUUGUGCUUUUGGUGACUUUUCUCAGUUGAAUAAAAAUACAAAUAAUAGUAGUUCUUCUAUAAACACUGCCUCCCCGUUUACCAGUUUUGACUCCAGUUUGGAGCCUGACUUUUCCUCUACUGUUUUAACAUCAUCACAAAUGAACUUUACUGGUGUUGACAGUCCAUCUUGUUCAUCCAUAUCCAAUACAUUUACAUCAUCAGCAGGUGCUAAUUAUUCCAUGGGACAAGCAAACCCAGAGUCGGAAAAUGAAGAAGAUCCAGUGAGAGAUCGCAGUCAGACAAGAUCACCGGUGAAUUUCAGGGAGGGACGCAGAGCUUCGGAUGGGUUGGUCACCCAUGGGAUCAUCGCUUUCCGUCAGAGAUUAAAAGAAAACAUGCGUGCCCCAGGAAUGACAGAGUUACGCAAAGAGCAUGACACAUUACAACAAAUGUUCUCACCCAAUAUGACUCCAGAACAAAUUCAAGUUUUUCAACAGCAGCAUACAGCGUACAUGGAAUCAAGUGGGCAUCAGUGGCCAACUGAAGAGCAAAAUCAGAAACCUAGACCUCGACCAUUUCUAAAGCGAAUGAGUUUACCAUCAGAAAACUUUGAUAUCCAACCACAUAAACUAUUAGCUUUGAAGCAAAGCAUGCAGGUAGAGAGGGCCAUGGAUCGGGUUUCUAGUCAUGAGGAAGUUGCCAAUGAUCCAAAUUCAUUUGAAUAUAUGAAUAAACCACUUCAACAGGCACUUCUUCAAAGAAAUCUUCAACAAAAACGGCAAAGUUGGCAACAAAAGCAUCAUUGCCCACUUAACCAACAAUUUCAAAAACUUCAGAUUGAUCAAAACUCAUUUCAACCUUAUCCUAGUCCAAAUAUUCAAAUGCUUCCUGAGCAGACAAGUCAAACUAUGUAUGGAAAUCAUUUUGCUUUGGGUGCCAACAUCGGAAACCAACGAAUUAGUGGUCAAGGUGAAGAUCUCAGUUCCAUGGGUCGCCCACCAGUCAUACGGAAAGUCUCGUAUAAGUUAGCACAACAACAGCCAGUGAUGCCCCCUUAUCUGGAGGAAGGAAACAAAAAUUUACCCUUUGGCAUUGGCCAGCUACCAGGGAACCAGCAACUCAUCAAUUUUGGAGGGACACCAGUUUCUUUUCCCCAGGUUUCCUUGCAGUCGGAAACUCCUGUUGUCCAAACAACACCUGGAAGAAAAAAUGCAUUUAUUCCACGUGGGAUGGACUUGUUAAUUCUGCAGCAGCAGAUUGCAUAUCAGCAGCAGCAGCAACAGAAGUCACUGCCAAGCAUGCCAGGAAUGGACGAAUCAGACCAGGAGAGUGAACUCUGUGAUUUGGCAGCCCCAUCAGAAUGUCAGACAGACUGUUACCAGGAAAACAAUCUAUCUGCUCCAACGACCGAGAUUCAGAAUGGGGAUUAUCAGGAAAACUUUGUCAAUAACCAGGCUGUUCAACCUGAAACAUGUCAAACUGUGACUGAGGAGGAAAUGGACUUCUCGUGACAGAGAACUUUGUUUUUUUUUUUUUGUUUUACCCUUGUGAUUCAGUGUGUAGAUCUGUUUUUUCUUUUUUGUUCUUAUUGAUGUAUCAGAAUUCAAAGUAAGAUUAAGUAGGGUUUCAGUUCAGAUUUCUGAUUAUGAAUUCAGAUUGAAUAGGGUAAAAUCUCAAAAAUUAUGAAAUUUGCUAUAAAAUUCUUUCUAAAAAUCAAGCUGUCAGAAUUUGGGAUGGGAUGUAUGAAAAGUAAAGUUAUGAGUCAAAUGUUGACAUUAGAAAUGUUGCAUUUUUUUUUAUCCUCAGCAAAUCUGUGUGUGGGUUCUGAAAAAUGAAUGUUGUUUGAAGUUGUUACUAUUAACAAUAAUCUGUUUUGUUCUCAUGCACACAUGUAACUAAGUGCUUAUCAACUGAGAAUUGAUGUCUUUCAGGCAAAGGGAAUUUUUGAGUUUGUACAUGUAUACAUGUGUUUUAUAGUUAUGUCUUUCACUAAAAAGUGACCAUGAUCAUUUGUUGUACAUUAUUUAAUGAGUUUUCUCUAUGCAUCAUAAUCAAUUUUUGCCAUUUUACAAGAGUAUUGGAGAAACCAUUUGUUUACAAACCAAGAGAUUUUGUGACUUGUAUGUUGAGAGCUCUUGAGAGUUUUUACGAUAACUUUUUAAGUUUUUCUUUGUACACUAUUUGUUCAACAUCUUUCACGCAAAUUCUCAAGGUGGUUAAGGUGGUUACUGGUCAAAGAUCACCCAUGGGUUUCACAGCUUGACAGCAUAUUGUUUGUGGACUGUUUUUCUUUUCUUUCCUUAAAUUACUAUUGAUCUUUAAGAGAGAAUUCAAGGUCAUCAUUGAUGUCAGUUCAAGGCCAAAACAUAUUUGUCCUCACUUAAAGAUUUAUAUCAAGGAAAUAUGUAAAUAUAUUUAUAUUGAAAAACUGUUUGGACCAAACUUCCCAUUAUACUGUAGCAUAAUUUUUUUUUCUUUUACCUUUUUUUUUAUUUUCUAAAUUUAAUCAAAAUUCUCCUGUAAAGAGAAAUAUUAUCAAUUCCUUUUUUGGGAAUGGGGGAGGGGGGUCCAUUACACAAAUGAUUUUAUACUUAAAGUUAACGGCUUGAAAGAAAAUAUAGAAUGGAAUUGUACUCAUAACUGAUAUAAUCAAAGAUAAACUUGCCAAAGCACAGAAAAUCUUUAAAGAUUAUUUUUCUUUUUUAACAAUGGAUAAUUGGAUUGAGAGACUGAAUGAGUGUAGUUUGUAUGGUUGUGUGUGAGUGAAAUAUUAUUAAGUGUUGUGGUGCUAAGUAGAUUGUACAAACAUCAUUCAUUGUACACUGGGCAGGACUCAAGUCCAAGUUUCCUCUGACACAAAUAUAAGGGAUUUGUGAUGUGUGAAUGUAGCAAAUGCCAGGUUACUCCUGGAUUUAUGUGCACUUAAGGCAAGUUGAGGCUUAAUGAAAUCAAAUCAGUAUAAAAUGGGCAUCUGAUGGGGCAGUGGAUGGUUUUAUUGAGUAAAUUUGGUUAGAUGUUUUGCAUGUAAUACGAUUACACCCACAGAAGUAGAUUAUCAUUGAAUUCUCAGAGAGAAUAUCAGUAUUGCUUGUCACUAACAUCACACACAAGACAGGAAUAGAAUCAGUUCCUUUAAAACAGAGCUUGAAAUUGUUAAAAAAUCUGCUUAUUAAGCUUAAAAAUUCUAACAAAUCUAUACAAAGUUUGUAAAUAAAAGACAUUGUUAACUAUUUAGUUAGGAACCAGUAAUAAAUUGAAAUCUGACUUCCCAGAAACCAGUGAUUGUUUGGUAGAGAUUAAACUAAUUAUAAACAGACAUAAAGGGGUCCACAGAUAUUGUUCCUGACAGAAGGGAAACCACAGUUGUUUUCCCUGUACACACUGAUUGCUAUAACUUGAUGCUCGGAAUCAGGUCGGAAUUUGUUGAUGCAUUUUAACCCGAUACAUGUACAUUGUGCUGCCCAAAGGGCAAAAACUCUGUUAGUUAUUUUUGACAUGAACUUGUUAUUGUAUGAAUGUAUAGAUAACUUUAUCAGUCAUUAAAUUGUUAUAAAUAAUUUAA